AUGCGACGUAUCGUAAUACUGGGCUCCACCGGGUCCAUUGGCCGGCAAACGCUGGACAUCGUGCGGGCUUUCCCCCACGAGUUCGAGGUCGUUGGACUGGCCGCCGGCAACAAUACUGCCCUGCUGCUGGAACAGAUUUCCGAGUUCAACCCCCGCUACGUAUGGUGCAACCACCCGCCGGCGCCGCUGCCGUCCGGCGUGGCGCUGCUCCCCAUGAACGAAAUGGCGGCGCUGCCUGAAGUCGAUCAGGUGAUGGUUGCCCUGAUGGGUGGAGUGGGUCUGCAUCCCACCAUGUGCGCCCUGCAGGCCGGCAAGCAGGUGGCCUUGUCCAACAAGGAACCCGUGGUAAUGGCCGGCCCGGCCUUGAAGGCAGCCGAGCGCAAGCACAACGCCACGAUUUUGCCGGUCGACAGCGAACCCAGCGCCAUCUGGCAAUGCCUGCAGGGUGAGGACAACCACAUUCGCCGUCUGAUGAUUACGGCCAGCGGCGGCCCCUUCCGUCGCACUCCGCUGGCCGAGCUUGAAUCGGUUACUCCCGAGCAGGCGUUGCAGCACCCCACCUGGCGCAUGGGCGCAAAAAUAACCGUCGAUUCGGCCACCCUGAUGAACAAGGCCUUCGAGAGCACCAUCCAUUCCAUGGUGGAAUUCGACGACGGGUCGGUGAAGGCCCAGCUGGGCCCGCCCAGUAUGCGGCUGCCAAUCCAGUACGCGCUGUUCUAUCCCAAACGGUUGCCCAACGCCGAAAUCCCCCGCCUGGACAUCGGUGUUGCCUGGUCGCUGGACUUUGAACCGCUGCAACCGGAGCGUUACCCAUGCUUCGGGCUCGCCAUCACCGCCGGCCAGGAGGGUGGAACCAUUCCCGCGGUUUUGAGCGCCGCCGAUGAGGUUGCCGUAGAAUCAUUUUUGCGGGGCAGCAUCGGCUUCACCGAUAUUUACCGGGUGGUCGAAAAGGUUCUGGCGCAGCAUCAGAAUCAACCCAACCCGGAGCUCGAUGCCAUCAUCGACGCCGACCGCUGGGCCGGCAAGCGCGCGGGAGAAAUCGCCGCCGCCCUUGCCCGCUAG
Geodia barretti is the source of this 1062-nucleotide messenger RNA. The record is from the annotation of a GenBank genome assembly. NCBI's taxonomy places the organism in Eukaryota, Metazoa, Porifera, Demospongiae, Tetractinellida, Geodiidae.